Cottoperca gobio is the source of this 1867-nucleotide messenger RNA. RefSeq names its product retinal homeobox gene 3 (gene rax). Gene Ontology annotation, biological process: positive regulation of transcription by RNA polymerase II. The transcript has 3 exons. Bases 135 to 1076 code for a protein of 313 amino acids. Gene Ontology annotation, molecular function: RNA polymerase II cis-regulatory region sequence-specific DNA binding; DNA-binding transcription factor activity, RNA polymerase II-specific. The record is from RefSeq and is a predicted model, not a curated record. NCBI's taxonomy places the organism in Eukaryota, Metazoa, Chordata, Actinopteri, Perciformes, Bovichtidae.
UACUGGAGUGUGUCUUGUGCGCAAGUUUUCCACACUGGUUUCUAAUUUACAACUUUACCAAACACAAAGAGCAGCGAUAUAUUUGAAAAGUUGCGAUUUGCGAAUUGUGACCAUCUUUUGGACUUCAUCGACCAAUGUGGCUUCUUGGAUCAGCUUCCCAAGUGAUGAUGAUGAUGGAUGAGCGCCUGUCUCCCUCAGCACGCUGCGUCCAGAGCCCGGGAGACAACCCGUCCACAGUCCACAGCAUAGAGGCGAUACUGGGAUUUAAAGAGGACACACUCUUCCACAAAUCGGCCUGCUACAGCAUGACAGAAAAGGUUCUGGUGAAAGAUGCCGAGCGGAAUGUAAUUAUGACCCCACUGAAGAAAAGUCAUUCCUCAGAAAGUUUUGACAGUGUGUGUUGCGCCAGCGGCGCCGCUGAAGCGUCGGUCUGCCCGGACUCUCCGGACAGAGACGGCAAACUGUCGGAUGAUGACAACCCCAAGAAGAAACACCGUCGGAACAGGACAACAUUCACCACCUUCCAGCUUCACGAGCUGGAGAGAGCUUUUGAAAAGUCCCAUUACCCGGACGUGUACAGCAGGGAGGAGCUGGCGCUGAAGGUCAACCUGCCGGAGGUCCGAGUGCAGGUGUGGUUUCAAAACCGGCGGGCCAAGUGGCGUCGGCAGGAGAAGCUGGAGGUGAGCUGCAUCAAGCUCCAGGACACCUCCUCCUCCUUGCUCUCCUUCCGCCGCUCUCCCACCAGCUCCCUGGGCUCCAGUCUGCAGCUGGACCCCUGGCUCUCCACCUCGAUCACCACCUCCACCUCCCUGCAGUCCCUCCCGGGCUUCAUCACCGGCUCACAGGGCCUCCCGGGCACUUACACCCCUUCUCCACCCCCUUCCAUGGCCUCUUCCUUGCCGGCCUCCUUCCUCAACUCCUCGGCCCUGGGACACAGCCAUCACCUGCCCCACAUGGGCUCAAUGUGCCCCCUGCCCCCGGCGUACCACUGCUCAUCUGACCCAAGGAACUCCAGUAUUGCUUCACUGAGGAUGAAGGCCAAGGAACAUAUUCAGUCUAUUGGGAAGACGUGGUGAUGCUGAGUGGAGGUUAAAAAUGGACAUCGAAACCCAGAAUGCAUCAUGCUGCAUCGUUUGAGAAACUGACUUCAUCCUCACGCUGACGGGAUUGUUAUUUUGGAAGUGAAAACUACAGUUGACAUCCAGGAGUAGAGACAUUCCCGUCACCAAUAAGGGUACUUUACUUUACUUCUCCCUAUUUAUAAUUCAUAAGCAGGAUAUAAAUGUCGAAUAAAUAAUUUAAUACACACUAUAAUGAGGUUGUAAGUAGAUACAGGUGUUUGUUAAUGUGUUUGUCAACAACUAUAACUCCAUCUGUGGGUAUUAAAAGAUAUGCCAAGAACGUAAAACACAGUUGUAAUAAUAUAUAAUAUGUCUUCAUAGAAGUUACAAUUGUUGUCAAAUACUGUACAUUAAUGCACAUGUCAAAUGACCUGCUUACACCGACGUCAUCAUGUGUUAUAAACCAUGCAUUACAUGUUUGCAUUGCUUAUGAAUAUUAAAGGGGACUUAAAGAGUCACCUUUAUAAGCAACGAUCUGAAAAUCUGUGACACUAACUGUGAAAUUCCUGUAAAAAUAUGAAACUAGUGAACACUGAUGAUUCCUUUCCUUUGUCUUCUUUACAAGCUGUGUUUACUUUAAGUUUUACAUUCAUCUUAUUCUUAUCCGCUGUUAUGUUGCCGAUAUAACAAGUCCAUUAGCACCCAUCAGUAUUUAUUCUUCUUUUGUAAAUUGAGCUCAUUUUGAUUCAUUUUUCCCUUCUGCUUUUCGAUCUUCAUCAUGAAAGAUUGAACAAAUGUGCAUAUUU